UCCCUCACUUCGGCGACAGAUCGGCUUCUUGGACAUCAACUGCAAGAUGGUAAACGCUGCCUUUUAUCUCCUGGUGGUGGGCGUGGCCUCGGCCCAGAUCCUCGUGUCUCCCGAGUCGCGCCAAUGCAGAGAUCUGGCUGCCAUGGACGAAGCCAUUCCAGAAAGUAACUUGAAGGAGUAUACAGCGGGAGAAGUGAUGGAAGUGAAGGCCACGCUCCCCCAGGCUGAGAGCGGCGUCUUCGAGUUCUACCUCUGCCCCGAGACCGACCCUGGCGACGAGGAGUGUCUGGUCAAGAUGCCCCUGAACAUCGCCGGAGGUAUGGGCAAGAAGUUCGACCUGGCUAAGAUCCCGAAGACUGAUGACUACACGAUUCCCUUGGAGGUCCCUCAGGAUGUGACCUGUGAGAGGUGCACGCUCUUGUGGAUGCUGAUUCAGAAUUUCUGUCCCGAGGAUGUUUCUGAGCCCUGUGUGUCGACGACUGCCACUAUGUGUGCUGAUAUUUCCAUUGUGGAGAAGAAGAAACAGGAGAAGCGGGAUUUUGGGAACUUUUUCAAGGGAGUUUUCCAGCACGCUGUCAACGGAGCCGCCAGAGGGAUCGCCGGGUGUGGCAGAUCCGGUUAAAAAAUGAUGUAGUUUCAUAAGGAAUGUGAUUUUUUGUCUUUUUUUCUUUCUGUGUUUUUUAUUGUUCUUUCUUGUUUUCUUUUUCUUUUUAUUCCUUUUCCUCUUUCUAUUUCCCUGGCUGUUUUUUUUCUAUUCUUGUUUUCUUUUUAUUUUUAUUCCUUUUUCUCUUUCUAUUUCCUUGGCUUUCGUUGACUUUCU
Penaeus vannamei (Pacific white shrimp) is the source of this 820-nucleotide messenger RNA. Lineage: Eukaryota; Metazoa; Arthropoda; Malacostraca; Decapoda; Penaeidae. The record is from RefSeq and is a predicted model, not a curated record.